Messenger RNA from Mycena citricolor, 1160 nucleotides. The record is from the annotation of a GenBank genome assembly. NCBI's taxonomy places the organism in Eukaryota, Fungi, Basidiomycota, Agaricomycetes, Agaricales, Mycenaceae.
CUUGUCUGGACGCGCACCCGGCGCAUCCUUUUUUCAUGGCCACCGAGCCUCCUGCAGUGCCUCCCGUGCCUCCCGACCCUCCCGCGACACCCGCAGCUCUCGUUAUGGCGCAUCCUGUGACUCCAGGCUUUGUCGCGCUCCCCGCUGUUCCCGCUCUCACGCUCCCAUCUGCUGGCAAGUCUGAUGUUCCUGCCGCGGUCACGCAAACUAGUGUUCAGAAGUUGAAGGGCGGGAAGUGCGUCUGGGGGACCGAGUCAGACAAGGCCCUGGUGACGUGCUUGAAGACAAACAAAAGGGCGUACCAAUCGGGAUCAGGAUGGAAGCCUCAAGUUUGGGCGAUCGUUGCAGAUGCUGUAAACGCUGUGGGAGGACCUGGGGCAGCGAAGACGGGGGAAAAGUGCCACGAUCACUGGUCCAAAGCCCUCAAAAAAGGUUACAAAGAUGUCCAAAAGCUGCGGUCGCUGUCCGGUUUUGGCUGGGAUGACAAAGCGCAAAUGGUCACGGCAGACGAACGGGUCUGGGAUGAUUACACCUCCGCACACCCGAGCGCCGAACACUGGCGCCGCCAUCCUUUCCCGUGCUAUGAUGACAUCCACGAGAUUGUCACCGGCGUUGUUGCCACGGGAGCCGCAGCAUUUCAUCCUGGGCAGGCGUCUGGCACCAACCCUGGGGAUGCUCCGAGUCUGAACACCACCGAUGUGGAGGACGACAACGGGUCAAUUAGUACCCCUUCAAAACACGAAGACGACGAUAAUCCUUUCCGUGGGGAUCUGACCCCUUCGUCACCAACUCCCAAUCUGGGACGUGGUCGUAAACGUGGCGCAUCAUCAGAGCCACCCUCGGUGUCGGCAAAGAAGAGCAACACAAAGGGCCGACGGAACGCGGAUGUGGCUGGGGACAUGGUUGCCGCUGUCCAUCAAUUAGCAUCGGCGUUCGGCCCCAGCGCAGACCCCAGUAGUCCUCAUGGUAAGGCUCGGAAGCACGCCAUGGAGGUCAUGCAGGACGACAAUGACUUCUCCUCGGAGGAAGAGUCGAACAUGAUACUCUUGAUCUCAAAGGAUACAAAUGGCGCAAUCUCGCAGGUGUACACCUCCACUCGGAAGAAGAAAACUCGCACUGCUUUCCUUCGUAAGGCAUAUGAGGACUUUAUGCAGAAUUAG